This is a messenger RNA of Armigeres subalbatus, 662 nucleotides long. RefSeq names its product DNA-directed RNA polymerase II subunit RPB11 (gene Rpb11). Bases 134 to 487 code for a protein of 117 amino acids. Lineage: Eukaryota; Metazoa; Arthropoda; Insecta; Diptera; Culicidae. Gene Ontology annotation, biological process: transcription by RNA polymerase II. The record is from RefSeq and is a predicted model, not a curated record. The transcript has 3 exons. Gene Ontology annotation, cellular component: RNA polymerase II, core complex. Gene Ontology annotation, molecular function: DNA binding; protein dimerization activity.
UUAUUGAUUGUGACAGGAUUCAAAAACAAAACAAAAAGUUAAAGCGUGCCUAGCGGGAGAAGCAUUAAUAGAUCGCAAUUUCGCGAAAUAAAAAUAAAUUUAAUUUGUUUAAAUCUAACUAAUUUAGGUAACAAUGAAUGCACCACCUACAUUCGAAUCAUUUUUGCUUUACGAAGGCGAAAAAAAAAUCAUCAAAGAACUAGACACGAAAGUUCCGAACGCCGCAAUCUUCACCGUCAAUAAGGAGGACCACACUCUCGGAAACAUGAUUCGCAACCAACUGUUGAAGGACCCAAACGUGUUGUUCGCCGGCUACAAGCUUCCUCACCCGCUGGAGCACAAGUUCGUCAUCCGGAUUCAGACCACUUCAGACUACUCGCCCCAGGAAGCUUUCAUGAAUGCAAUCACCGAUCUGCUUUCGGAGCUAUCGCUGUUCGAGGAACGCUUCCGCGAGGCGUACAAGGAGAAGAAGGAGGGUGUGGAUUAGUGGAUUGUUUCUCAUUAUUUUCCUUCGAUGAAAAAAGGGCGAGGCGUUUUGAAUUGUGUUUUAAUUUUUAAAGUAUAUUCCUAUGUGAUCCCUAUCUAAGCUUCGACUAUCGACACUUCACUAGUUGGUACCUAUUUUCGACGUAACAAAUGUAAUAAAGACUAAUUACAAGAAA